AACAUCAAGCGAUUUCUGUGCUGAUAAUAACAGAAGUUUUUGACACAUCUCACGGCUAAGGAAUAUGACUCUCAUUUUAGUUUUGCUGCGUUUAUGUUUAUGGCAUUUGGAUGGGGUGUUUGGUGUUGUGUCAGGUGAAAUGAAGACUUUGUCAGUGAUGGAGGGAGAUUCUGUCACUCUACACACUGAUACUGACAUACAGAGAAAUGAUGCAGUGAUAGAGUGGAUGUUUGGAGCUGAAAACCCAGAUACUGUCAUUGCUGAAAUCAACAGAGCGGCAAAUAUCAGUGAUGUUACUGAUGAGAGAUUCAGAGACAGAGUGAAGAUGGACAGUCAGACUGGAUCUGUCACCAUCACAAACAUCAGAACCACAGACUCUGGACUUUAUAAAAUAGAAAUCACCAAAAAUGCAGUAGUAGACAAAACAUUCAAUGUUACUGUCUUUGCUCUUCUUCCUGUUCCUGUCAUCAUCAGAAACUCUUCUCAAUGUUCUUCAUCAUCUGAAAGUUCAUCAGUGUCUAAAUGUUCACUGCUGUGUUCAGUGGUGAAUGUGAGUGAUGUGACUCUCUCCUGGUACAAAGGAAACAGUUUAAUCUCCAGCAUCAGUGUGUUUAAUCUCAGCAUCAGUCUCUCUUUACCUCUGGAGGUUGAAUAUCAGGAUAAAAACACCUACAGCUGUGUGAUCAACAACAACAUCAGCAACCAGACACAACAUCUGGACAUCAGUCAACUCUGA
Molecule: messenger RNA, 736 nt
Organism: Labeo rohita (rohu)
Lineage: Eukaryota; Metazoa; Chordata; Actinopteri; Cypriniformes; Cyprinidae
Product: CD48 antigen-like
Exons: 3
Coding region: 65-736 (223 amino acids)
Source: RefSeq, a predicted model, not a curated record